Molecule: messenger RNA, 4703 nt
Organism: Plodia interpunctella (Indianmeal moth)
Lineage: Eukaryota; Metazoa; Arthropoda; Insecta; Lepidoptera; Pyralidae
Gene: Br140
Product: Bromodomain-containing protein, 140kD
Exons: 23
Coding region: 292-3654 (1120 amino acids)
Biological process (GO): regulation of transcription by RNA polymerase II
Cellular component (GO): MOZ/MORF histone acetyltransferase complex
Molecular function (GO): protein binding
Source: RefSeq, a predicted model, not a curated record
UUCUCGAUCAUUAUCAGAAUUGGCCAAAAUACCAUGCCAUAAGACCAUAAACCAUAAAAUAUAUUGAAGAAACAAAAUGUCAAAAACCGUCAUUUCGUUUCGUUUGUUGUCAAAUUUCGUUUUGCUGUGCUGCUGAGGUUGAGGGGCCGCUAUGUUGUAUGCCUGUCUCUUUAAAUUAUAACUAAAUAAUUAUUUAGUUAUAAUUGGUGCCGUGUAAUUUCAAAAUGUAUUGUUGAAUAAUAUGUGGAAGAUUUAAUAUUGAGCUCCAGCAAAUCUGUGUAAACUGUCAAAAUGGGUUUGGAUUUUGAUGUUUUGGAAUUUUGCAAAAAACUUAGGCAAAACCGGCCUCCACCGUACAAAUGUCCUCUGGAAAAGUGUGAUAAAGUAUACAAGAGUUUGUGCGGUUUGCAAUAUCAUCUGUUAAAUUAUGACCACGACAAUCCUACACCAGCUACGCCUGCGGUGGCCAAUAACCGAAAAAAGGGUGGCAGAACUCGAGCGCCGGUAUCCACUGGAGACAUAGCACUCCAGAGCCCUCCUAAAGAAGCUCUUACUUUUGCCGAGGCUCAGAAAGUCGUGCAGUUUGAGAUAGAUGGCAAGAUCAGCCGCAUUCCAAUUGAUCAACCCUUGCCUGUUAUGUCUUUAGACGAAUGGGAGAAGAAGAAUGCGGAACUUGAAAAGCCGAUUCCAUUUGUGGAACCUAUUCCUGAGCCCCAUGUAAAACUGCCUGAAGCCAGCUUCAAACUUAUACCAGACUACAACGAGCGUGUAUGUGAUGCGCCAGCCCGGCCUAAUGCCUACAUUCGCUUCAUUGAGAAAUCUGCAGAAGAACUUGAUGGAGAGGUGGAGUAUGACGUGGACGAGGAAGACACAGCGUGGCUGGCCAUCAUCAACAAGCAGCGGGUGAAGCAGGGCUUGCCCGUCAUCUCUGUCGACACACUGGAGCUGCUUAUGGAUAGAUUGGAAAAGGAGUCUUAUUUCCAGGCAUCACAAACAGGCCAACAGACCGCAGCUACAGUGGAUGAAGAUGCUGUGUGCUGCAUCUGCAUGGAUGGAGAGUGUCAGAACACCAAUGUCAUUCUGUUUUGCGACAUGUGCAACUUGGCGGUGCACCAGGACUGCUAUGGGGUGCCAUACAUCCCAGAAGGUCAAUGGCUGUGUCGACGAUGUCUCCAGUCACCAUCCCGACUUGUCAACUGUGUUCUUUGUCCCAACACUGGUGGAGCAUUUAAGCAAACGGAUCAAGGCACAUGGGCGCACGUAGUUUGCGCGCUGUGGAUCCCAGAAGUGCGAUUUGCGAACACAGUGUUCUUGGAGCCUAUUGAUUCGAUCGAGAUGAUCCCAGCGGCCCGCUGGAAGCUGCAGUGCAUGGUGUGCAAGCAGCGCGGCGCGGGCGCUUGCAUCCAGUGCCACAAGACCAGCUGCUACAGCGCCUUCCACGUCACCUGCGCGCAGCAAGCCGGGCUGUACAUGAAGAUGGAGGCCGCGGGCUCGGGCCGCGACCCGAGCCAGCCCGUGCAGGUGGCCAAGAUGGCCUACUGCGACGCCCACACGCCGCCGCACAUACUGCAGGAACGAAAAGCACAAGACUCCGAAGGUGAUUCCAAGACGGCAGAUCUAACAGCAAUUAGACAAAAAGGCAGAGAGAAAAUAAUACAGGCGCGACGGGUUCUAGCAAUGAAGCGCACGUGGUCGCCUGUAGUGUUAGUGCCAACAUUGCCAGCGGAACGGGUGUCCGAUGUGGCUAGAUUAGCGCCAGGGCCGCCAACCGCUCGCGCGCAAUUCAUGAAGAGAUUAUUACCGUAUUGGACAUUGAAGAGACACAGUAGGAAUGGAGUCCCGCUGCUGAGGAGGCUGCAGAGCUUGACCAGCCAUCACGGGACUAGAGGCAUCCAAGAUGGCACGGUUAAUGUUCGUGAGCUGUGUAACCAACUGAAGUACUGGCAGCGGAUACGGCAGGACUUGGAAAGGGCCAGAUUGCUCUGCGAAUUGGUCCGCAAGCGCGAGCGCCUGAAGGCGGAGUACACGCGCGUGUGGGAGCGCUGCGUGCUGCACUCGCUGCGGCCGGAGCACGCGGCGCUGCAGCAGCUGCUGCGUUCGCUGCGCGCGCGCGACCUCUGCGACAUCUUCACGCUGCCCGUCGACCUGCUGCAGGUGCCCGAUUAUACCACCGUAGUGAAACACCCGAUGGACCUGAGCACUAUGGGCAAGAAGCUCGACCGCGGCGCGUACAAAACCAUAGACGACGUAGAGGCCGACUUCCAGCUCAUGAUCGACAACUGUCUCACUUACAACGACAAGGACACCGUGUUUUAUAAGGCGGGGAUAAAAAUGCGUGCGCAGUGCGAGGCGAUAUUCCGUCAGGCGCGGCGCGAGGUGCGCGAGGCGGGGCUGGCGUCGCUGGCGGGCCGCUGCAGCAGCGACAGCGACCGCACCGCCGAUGCUCAUAGCGAGCGAGGCGUUUCCGUUGCGCGCAGCGAGAGAAGGGGCGCUAGUGAGCACGAUUCUGAAGAUGACAAUAAGUCGCGCGACGAAUCCCCGUCGAGUGUGGCGACAAGCAAGGUGAACCGCAGCUGGUGGCGCGGGCGAGGUCGCGGGCGCGGCCGGCGAGGCAGACGAGGCCGAGGCCGAGUCGCGGUCUCUCAGACGAGGAGGCAGGAUGAAACGGCAACUUCUGGUUCGGAGACGGCGGCGCCGGCGCCGCGGCGCAGCCACACGCUGCGCACGCCGGAGCGCAAGCCCUCGCUCCUGGCCUCGCCGUCUGCGCUGCCGGCGCCCAAGAGCUUCGGCUCGGACGCAUCUUUGCCAACACUAUCAGCGAGUCUAGGUCUGAGUCCUCUAGAAUCGUCGCCGAAGAAGAAAGGCAGAGGGCGGCCGAGGAAACACGACAAGGACAAGUCUGCUUCUUCACCAGAUCUCUUCAGAAAUGUGGGGUCGGGCAAGUCCAUAUCGACGCCCGUGCCGGCGUCGUUCCUGCAGUACCGCGGGCCGCCGGGCGAAGUGGGCUCCGACAGCGACGCCCUCUCCAGGUCCUCCAGCAGCAGCUCAGCCUGGUCUCAGUCCUGCUCCUCGUGCACUCACUACGACGACGACAACGACAACGCGUCAGACCAUUCGUGUUCGCUCACCACCUCUGACGGGUCGAGUUACAACGAAACGCUGGACUCCACGGUGUCGGGCGGCAGCACCGACCGCCGCCGCACCAGGAGACACGACCUUGACAACGAUACGCAUAAGGCCCGCGGCACUCGGUCGCGUGGCGCGCCGCCCCCUCCGGAGCUGCAGUUGCAGCCGCUGCAGCUGGUCUGGGCCAAGUGCAGAGGUUACCCGUGGUACCCGGCCCUGAUAAUCGACCCGAAAAUACCAAAAGGCUUCGUCUACAACGGCGUGCCCUUACCCGUCCCGCCGCAAGACGUCCUAAACCUCAAGAAAAACCACGCGCACGAGCCAGUCCUCUACCUAGUUCUGUUCUUCGACGUGAAAAGGACAUGGCAAUGGCUGCCACCAAACAAACUGGAGCUUCUAGGCAUAGACAAGAGCGUCGAUCAAGCGAAACUCGUCGAGUCACGAAAGCCCACAGAUAGAAAGGCCGUGAAGAAAGCUUAUGGUGACGCCAUGCAGUUCAGAAAGCAGGUGGACGGAGAUGAUAAAUGACAAAGGUUUCACUACAGGUCCCGAAGACCUCCUAGGAAUAGAGCGUUUAGUUUUGGCAAUUUCUCCAUGAUGCGUAUCAGGACACCCGAAGACACUACCGAUUCUAGUGACUAGAUAUAUGUGUUGAUUUUUGAGGGUCUCUUACCUUAUAAAAUCGCCUGUGUUUGUCUGUACCACCUCCAUUUUUAUUUAUUUCUUAGUUACAUGUGUGACAAAUAAGUGGAUUGUUUAUCAAUUUGUCAAUAUAAUUUAUGACUAUAACAGCUAUAAGUUUGCUCUUUCAAGUUAGAAAGAAGGGAGGAAAAUUAAUACAAAAAAUUGGGAUUCUGUCUAACUACCGCAAAGGGUUUUUGAGCGAGAUUUAACUGUGGAUAAGUGAGUCGGAUCUGAAGUAUAUCAAGUAUGUAAAAAGUAAUCACUAGAUAAUAACAAAUCAAUUACAUCACAAUUGUGGAAUUAGGAAAGUAGGGUAGCUGAUAAUAGAGAUAUAAUGAAGUCAAGGCAAUGGCAACAUAAAUAAUAAAUGUAUAAAUACAUUAAGAAAAAUUGGAAAUUAGAAUACAUAUAAAUUCAUUGGUAAUCAUGUCAAAUUUAAAUCCUGUGUAAUUAAAAGAAUGUAGCUUUCUCUGUAAUCCUGUUCAUACCUAGAAAAUGUAAAGGAAAUAAAUGUAUGUGAUUGUGGAUUUGGAUAGGAAUUGUAUAUUGAAUAAGUAGUUAUGUUCGCAUUUUGGUUAGUUUGUGGGCGUCUGCUGCGUUGAGCGGCAUCACGCCUAUAUUCUGCCCUUCACGGUCGCAUAUCGUAGAAAGAGGAAACGAUCCGUCGCAUGUUUACACGCGAGAUAUAUAAAAGAGACGAAUAAAAACGAUUCAGCAGACCCUCGUAUGUCGUUGUCUUCAAUUUGUAAAGAAGUAUUGUGGCUAUAGGCUAGGGUAGUUGGUUAAAAACUUUAGGCCACAAGGAAAAUAAAAAUCUCCUUAUUGUUUUUUUAUUUCUAAUUAUGGUUGGUUGGUAUACAAGCUGUUUUUGAUAAAUAAAAUGAAUUAUUGAA